UACCACUGGCAGUGACAUCACAAGCGCCAUAUUGAAACACUUUUCUUUUCCCAUUUUUUUCUUGUCUCCAGACGGCCAUCAGCGCUCUAUCUCCUGCUGAAUUCUGAAGAUUUCUAGAGAACACCUCAAACAUGGAAAUCGAUACCCUUCUGGAGGCCCUGAAAGAAUUUGAAAAGAAGGGGAAGAAGGAGGUCUCCCCUUUGUUGGAGCAGUUUCUGUGCCACGUUGCCAAAAGUGGAGAAACACUGGUCCCAUGGUCCCAGUUUAAGAGCUAUUUCAUCUUCAAACUGGAGAAAGUGAUGGAUGACUUUAGGGAUUCAGCACCAGAGCAACGGGGUCCUCCCAAUCCGAACGUGGAGUGCAUUCCCUUUGACGAGAUGAAGGCUCGAAUAAUGAAGAUUGUGGAUGGAUACACAGGAAUCCCCUUCACCAUCCAGAGGCUGUGUGAACUUCUGACUGAGCCAAAGAGGAACUACACAGGGACGGAGAAGUUUCUACGAGGGGUUGAAAAGAAUGUGAUGGUUGUUAGCUGUGUGCAUCCUACGUCAGAGAAGAAUGGAUGCAGUGGUGUCAACAGAAUGAAUGGUGUGAUGUUGCCUGGCAAUUCGUCUGCAUUUGCAGAGAGGAAAGUCAAUGGUCCUGGGACACCGCGGCCUCUAAACAGGCAGAAAGUCCCCCUAUCCAGCUCACUAGCCACCAAUGGCCUUCCCGACAGCACAGAGAAUAAAGACCCCAACACGGCAGGUGGACACAGCAAAUCACACAGUGAAUCGUCUGUGUCGGGUCCAAGCCGAGGCUUGGCGAGGAACAAGCACGCCGUGAAAGAGGAGGACGAGGGUCUGGAGGAGGAGGAACAGCCCGAGGUGAAGAGACUGAAGUUCCUGAAAGACGGGGAGGACGGAGCAGAGGAAGACGACGAAGAAGAGGAAGACGAGGAGGAAGACGACGCGGAUGAGACGGCGGCGGUGGAGACCCUCCGGCCCACGCUGGCUGAGAGCUCGUCGGACGCCCAGCAGGCCCGUGCCCAGUCCUCGGCGUCGCCAGAGAAGCAGAGGGACGAAGAGCUGGAGGAGGAAGAGGAGGACUCGGUCCCUGCCAGCUCUGCAGCUGAUUGCCAAGACCAGGAGCCCUCCAGCACGCAGACGGAGCUUUGCGCUGAGGAGAGCAAAGUGGGAGAGAAGGCCGAGAGGGAGGCCAAGGCAGAGCGCGAAGUUCCCAGCAGCGCUGCUGACGAUGACAACGCCGAGGAGCCUGCCGACAUGGACCAAUCAGAACAGCGGGCGCCGUCGGGCGUGGCCGGCAGCCCUGAGGGCCGAGAGGCGGGAGAGGAGAGCAACGAGCACGUCAGCAGCAGCAGCAGCAGUAGCAGCUGUAGUGAGGAGAACGAGGAGUCGGCAGCCACCAGCGCCACCCCCUCUGACAGUACCACAGAGCCCCCCGCAGAGGGCACCCCGGAGUCGGGCACUCAGGACUCGGCCGCGGCAGACGAGCCCAUGGAGGUGGAUUAGACCAGUCGCCACCACCACUAGCAGCAGCAGCAGCAGAAUCACCACCAUCUGCCAUCUCAAGACCGACCAACCUUCCUUCCCUGAACCAUCUGCUCUGUCCUGCCCCCCCCCCCCCCCCGAAACACCCUCAUGCUCACCAAGAGACUGACUGGAGUAUGCCACAGUGGCCUCCCUUCCUCUCUCUCUCGCUCUCUCUCGCUCUCUCGCUCUCUCUCGCUCUCUCGCUCUCUCUCUCUCUCUCUCUCUCUCUCUCUCUCUCUCUCUCUCUCUCUCUCUCUCUCUCUCUCUCUCUCUCUCUCUCUCUCUCUCUCUCUCUCUCUCUCUCUCGUCUCACAUACACGUUGGCUCAGGAAGAGCUCGCCGGGCCCCAGUCGCCCUUCCCUGAGCUCCACACGGUCACCUGUUACCCGUCACCUGUUGCUGGUGGCUCUGUGCACCUGGCUGUGUGUGUUUUCUACGUCAUGGGUUUGAGAGUUUUUAAAAGACUUGAUAAAUGCGUAGCUCCCCAUACGCUCCAUUUGUUUCUGUUUGUUGGUUUCUGUCGAUCUAUCUGUCAGUCAGUUUUCCUUCCAGGUGAGAUGGCGUUCCUGGUUUCUCCCGUGGCUUGGCCAGUCUUGUAGGUUUGUAAGGGGGUCUGUUAGGGUGACGUGUUUUGCUUUUUUUGUUAUUUUUAUUUUUUUAAAUAUAUACUUCUUUUGAGUUUAUAUUGCCGUAUUAUUGGUAGGGGCUUUUCUUAGCACAGCAGUCAGAGGUGUGUUGUGUUGACUUGCCUGCCUCCAAGUGCAGGAGCACGUCACCAGAGUAGGCUACCUGCACUGUAGUGAUGCAGCCACUCCAAAGAUCCAUUAUGAGUAGCUUUUGAAUCUGGAGCUUUCGGCCCCGCCGUUGCGGUUUAGCUUUAGUUUUGUUUUUGUUUCGUGUUCUCUGUGUCUUUCGCACUCUUCUUCCAGGUGUCAAAAGAGGAGAGGUAGGUCUCAAAAAUUGUGGGCGACUCCAAACGAAAAUUACUGUAGCCUUGUGUCUCUCCUUGUCUCGUAUUGAAAACGACUGCACAGGCCAGCAUGGUGAAAGCUACCAAGCAACCAGACUUAUUGAAAGCCAGUUUAGGUGUUUGACUGUGGCUGUUCUCAUCCAUCUGCGUAAUUCAGUCAGAAGGAGAGAGAAAGGGGGAGAGCAGCGGGCUACGUCAGGCAACCCAGGUGGAGCGACGCCUAAAGUGUCCCUACUGUCCCAUCUCGUGCACCACCACAUUGAUCUCUCACUGACGUUUCCCAAAGGAGGAGGGUUAAUCUUGGUUCCUUUAACUUGAUGUUUAACACACGAUCACAACUUUUUUUUUUUUUUUUUUUUAAUUUAUGAAGACAUUUCAGUUUAAUAAUAACCUAUAUAUAUAUUUGGAGAAGCAAAGCAAAGGUCUUUUAUCGUUUCUUGUUUUGUUAGAUUUUUGGCAGCCAGUUAUUGACUGGACGUAAGCAACUGAGAGCAGGAAGCUGCCAAAGCAUCCCUCUGCGAGUGUGUAAGUGUGUGGUUCUCUGACUGUCUCAUUGUUGAUCUUAAUUUUUGUUUUUGUUUUUGUUUUCUCCACUGACUGUGUGCUGAAGCAAUAACUGGCUCCCAAAAGGCGCAGUUCUCCGCAGCUGUACUGGUUUUGAUAAUUAGAAUUUUUAAAUUCCUGUAGAGGUUUUUUGUAGAUUUACAUAUGUGUUCACUGCCUCUGUGAAUCCAUACGAAUUGUACAUUUUUUGUGUAUACCUGAAUGCGUGUGCUUUACAGUAUAAAUAAAAGAUUUUCAAUACAAUUGAGGCAAUAAAUGUUACGGGUUUUAAUGC
Molecule: messenger RNA, 3337 nt
Organism: Alosa sapidissima (American shad)
Lineage: Eukaryota; Metazoa; Chordata; Actinopteri; Clupeiformes; Clupeidae
Gene: ppp4r2b
Product: protein phosphatase 4, regulatory subunit 2b
Exons: 9
Coding region: 132-1508 (458 amino acids)
Biological process (GO): protein dephosphorylation
Cellular component (GO): nucleus; cytoplasm; protein phosphatase 4 complex
Molecular function (GO): protein phosphatase regulator activity
Source: RefSeq, a predicted model, not a curated record